UGCGAUAACAUGGAAGCCAAUACGAGGAAAGCGCAAACAGGGAGGUCCUCGUAUUACUUGGCGACACACCUUCAUGGAGGACCUCAGAACAGUGGACACCAGGUGGGAGGAGGCUUCACACAUUACUAAUGAGAGAUCUUUAUGGAGACAGCUUGCCGCCCAAUGCGCCGAAUGGCGCGGGAGGACCUAAGUCUAACACACAAUUGAAACUUAUGCUGCACAGUGCUGGUCACUUUGAACUAGACGUUGACCACCAAGCGGCACCAAACUUCACGUUUGACGAGGAGAUUACGUGGGAAGAACUGCACAAUGAUGUUGUGACCUACCAAAGCUUCUUUGAAGAGCUAACGAAUGAGAUCUCCAAACUUUCACUAAAUGGUAGUACAUUUCUCUUCUCAGCAAUACAUAAAUAUAUGUUAGAGGUGCGGUGGCUGAGCGGCAAAGCGUUCGGCUUCUGAAACGGGGCUCCCGGGUUCAAAUCCUGGUGAAGAGUAGGCUAUUUAAUUUCGGGAUCUUUGGGCGCCUCUGAGUCCACCCAGCUCUACUGGGUACAUGACGUUAGUUGGGGAAAAGUAAAGGUGGUUAGUCGCUGUGUUGGCCACAUGACACCCUCGUUAACCGUAGGCCACAGUUACAGAUGAUCUUUACAUCAUCUGCCCUAUAGACCACAAGGUCUGAAAGAGGAACUUUAAUUUUUAUGUUAGGUUCUUUUGUCAAGCUUUAAUAAAGUCUGUGUGGUCUAAACGUUCUACAUGUUAUAUUUAUCCACGUCCUAGUCCCAUUCUCGGAUCAAGUCUAGACUUUCCACAACUAUUCAUUGUCUAUGACAACACAUGAAUCAAUACACAAAUGUAUCAAAUAUUUAAUCGAUUCGUUUAAAAUGUACUAUCAAUCGGCGGCAAGCGAAUCGUGACAAAACAAUUUCAACACCCAUCCUCGGAUAAGUCUAGACUUUGCACUAGUAUUCAUUGACUUUGACAACACAUGAAUCAAUACACAAAUGUACCAAAUAUUGAAAUCGAUCAGUUUAAGAUCUACUAUCAAUCGGCGGCAAGCGAAUCGUGACAAAACAAUUUCAACACCCAUCCUCGGAUAAGUCUAGACUUUGCACUAGUAUUCAUUGACUAUGACAACACAUGAAUCAAUACACAAAUGUACCAAAUAUUUAAAUCGAUCAGUUUAAAAUCUACUAUCAAUCGGCGGCAAGCGAAUCGUGACAAAACAAUUUCAACACCCAUUUUACAAUUUUCACGACAGAAAUCAAAACCACUACACCACUGAAUGGACAUUAAUUACAUGAUUGAUGGGAUUUAACAUUAAGGACAGUGUAAACUCGCAAAUUAUUAUUUUAAAAAUUGUUUAUUUUAAUAAUAAAACAUGCUUUUCAAAAUGUGUUAUUAUGCACACACAUAAAAUAGUUAAUACUUUUUGAUAAAAACUAUUUUUCUAUUGACAAAUUCUAGCUAAAGUUAUGAAAGAACGAGAUAAUUAUCACGUGAAGGUAUCACAAUAACAACUACAGCUAGCUCACGUAGAGUUGUUAAUGAUUUAUAUUAAUAGAAAACAAAUAAUUAAUUUAUAUUAAAAGA
This is a messenger RNA of Biomphalaria glabrata, 1589 nucleotides long. RefSeq lists its product as uncharacterized. The record is from RefSeq and is a predicted model, not a curated record. The transcript is spliced from 2 exons. Lineage: Eukaryota; Metazoa; Mollusca; Gastropoda; Planorbidae. The coding region runs from base 129 to 458 and encodes 109 amino acids.